CAGGGCCUGCAGCUGGGGCCCGUGAGCCGCGGACCGGGCAUGGGCGGGCGGCUGUCGGCGGAGGGCGGCUGAGUGCGGCCAAGGGUCCGCGCGGUGACCUCCUUCGCCGUGCGCUCCCUUUCAGUGAGCCUGUUCGCCACGGGGACCAAGCCCGCUGGCUGCAGAGACCCGGCCCCGCGGCGGCGGUGGAAAGCUCUAGCUGUCCCGCUCUACGCGGGACUGAGCUGUCGGCGCUGUCCUGGCGCGAUGCGCUGAGCGCGCAGAGGACUGAGCGCCCGGCUCCCCCGCUGCACCCAGAGCCGACCCCAUGGAACCAGCAGGCACCAGGCGGAGCCUGCUGGCGCCGCCGCCUGGGCUUCUGCUGCUGCUGCUCCUGCAGGUGGCGGGGCCCGCGGGCACCCUGGCAGAGACCCUCCUAGACUCUCCGAAGGCCAGGGGCACCAGUUCCAGCCCGCCUAGCCCGGCGAGCGUGGUGGCUCCGGGAACCACGCCAUUUGAGGAAAGUCGUCUGCCGGUGUUCACUCUGGAUUACCCCCACGUGCAAAUCCCCUUCGAGAUCACCCUGUGGAUCCUGCUGGCCUCCCUGGCCAAGAUCGGCUUCCAUCUCUAUCACAAGUUGCCCACCAUCGUGCCCGAGAGCUGCCUUCUCAUAAUGGUGGGACUUCUACUUGGUGGCAUUAUCUUUGGUGUGGAUGAGAAGUCGCCCCCUGCCAUGAAGACCGAUGUGUUCUUCUUGUACCUCCUGCCGCCCAUCGUGCUGGACGCCGGCUAUUUCAUGCCCACUCGCCCCUUCUUUGAGAACAUAGGCACGAUUUUCUGGUAUGCCGUGGUAGGAACGCUGUGGAAUUCCAUCGGCAUCGGGGUGUCUCUGUUUGGCAUUUGCCAGAUCGAAGCCUUUGGCCUCAGUGACAUCACUCUGCUCCAGAACCUGCUCUUUGGCAGUUUGAUCUCAGCCGUGGACCCCGUGGCCGUGCUCGCCGUCUUUGAGAACAUCCACGUCAACGAGCAGCUCUACAUCCUGGUCUUUGGGGAGUCCCUGCUGAACGAUGCUGUCACAGUGGUCCUCUACAACUUGUUCAAAUCCUUUUGCCAGAUGAAAACCAUUGAGACCAUCGACGUGUUUGCAGGAAUUGCCAACUUCUUUGUGGUGGGAAUUGGCGGAGUGCUGAUUGGCAUCUUCCUGGGAUUUAUAGCAGCAUUUACUACUCGUUUCACACACAAUAUCCGUGUGAUUGAGCCACUCUUUGUCUUCCUGUACAGCUAUUUGUCCUACAUAACAGCUGAAAUGUUUCAUCUCUCAGGCAUCAUGGCAAUCACAGCGUGUGCCAUGACGAUGAAUAAGUACGUGGAAGAAAAUGUGUCUCAAAAGUCCUACACGACCAUCAAGUACUUCAUGAAGAUGCUGAGCAGCGUCAGCGAGACCUUGAUCUUCAUCUUCAUGGGCGUGUCCACGGUGGGGAAGAACCAUGAGUGGAACUGGGCCUUUGUCUGCUUCACCCUGGCCUUCUGUCUGAUCUGGCGAGCGCUGGGUGUCUUUGUCCUCACUCAGGUCAUUAACUGGUUCCGGACCAUUCCCCUGACCUUCAAGGAUCAGUUCAUCAUCGCCUACGGAGGGCUCCGAGGCGCCAUCUGCUUCGCCCUGGUGUUUCUCCUCCCGGCCGCCGUGUUCCCCCGGAAGAAGCUGUUCAUCACAGCUGCCAUCGUGGUCAUAUUCUUCACCGUCUUCAUCCUGGGGAUAACCAUCCGGCCACUGGUGGAGUUUCUUGAUGUUAAGAGAUCUAAUAAGAAGCAGCAAGCUGUCAGUGAAGAGAUCCACUGCCGGUUUUUUGAUCAUGUGAAGACUGGCAUUGAAGACGUUUGUGGACAUUGGGGUCACAACUUUUGGAGAGACAAGUUUAAGAAAUUUGAUGACAAAUACCUUCGGAAGCUUUUGAUUCGGGAAAACCAACCCAAGUCAAGCAUUGUGUCCUUAUAUAAAAAGCUGGAAAUAAAACAUGCUAUUGAGAUGGCUGAGACUGGAAUGAUAAGUACUGUCCCCUCUUUUGCAUCUCUAAAUGAUUUCCGUGAAGAAAAAAUAAGGAAGCUCACGCCUGGUGAAAUGGAUGAAAUUCGAGAAAUAUUAUCCAGGAAUCUGUAUCAAAUCCGUCAGAGAACUUUGUCGUACAACAGACACAAUUUGACAGCAGACACCAGCGAGAGACAAGCCAAAGAGAUUCUGAUCCGCCGCAGGCACAGUUUGCGAGAAAGCAUCAGGAAAGACAACAGCUUGAAUCGAGAGCGCAGGGCUUCCACUUCAACAUCCAGAUAUUUAUCCUUACCCAAAAAUACAAAGCUUCCAGAAAAGCUACAAAAGAAAAAGAAUAUUUCUAAUGCAGAAGAGGAAAAUCUAAGGAUUGCUGGUGAUAAUGGAGGGCGAGAUGGCAACAGCAGCGACUCAGACGUCGACUCCGGGACCACCGCGCUGAAUUUGCAGCCCCGAUCCAGGCGCUUCUUGCCGGAACAGUUCUCCAAGAAAGCCUCCCAGGCCUAUAAGAUGGAAUGGAAGAACGAGGUGGACGGAGAUUCUGGCCGAGGGCAGCCCGGCCCGUCCCCAGCACCCCGCAGCAAAGAGGGGGGCACCCAGACGCCAGGCGUACUGCGCCAGCCGCUCCUCUCCAAGGACGGCUUCGGCCGCGGCAGGGAAGACAGUUUGACUGAAGACGUGCCYCCCAGGCCUCCUCCGAGGCUGGUGCGCAGGGCCUCCGAACCUGGAAACCAGAAAGCCCGAUUCGGGAGUGAAAAGCCCUAAGGGAAAUGGCCCGGGCGGAAUCCCUUUAAAAUCCUCCAUCUGAAAGCUGUCUCUGGAUGGUAGAGUCAGGAGUGAUUGAUGGGAAGAAUGUUUAUCCCAAGAAGGGGGACAUCAAAGAAAGUUGAGUCCCACAAAGAUCUCUUCUGUGACUUGCGGCUUGCAAAUUGUACUCGAUGCAAGACCGAAGAGGGGGGGAAAAAAAGUGUGCCUUUAAAAAUCGAACUUGAACAACAGAACUUGAAAAUUUUAACACACCCUUGUUGGUGGAAAUUUUAAUAUAUUACAUGUAUGCCUCAAAUUUUAUUUAUGAAAAAAAAWAUAUAUAUAUAUGUCCGUAGUGGGUCAGUUUUUAAGUGAAUGGCACUAAAAGUUCCUAGAGCAUCUUUCUGAGGGUUAGUGGUCAGUUUCUAAAGGGUGAAUCCUAAGCUCAGGUAGAGGCCUCUCCCUGUGCUGAGAGCGAAGCUGUUGGACCUGUUCYUAAAGGAGGAGCAAAGCCCCAAACCGAGGCAUCUCAUGACUAAUGAAUUGGGAACACAAUCAGGUGGGAGUGACCUGGCUCCCAGCAUGUGGUCUAGACACCCCACACUCUUGUGAAACAAUCAGAGUUACUGUUCUUAAUUGUUCAUCUGUGUACCAUGUGUUUGGGGGUGGCAUAUAAGUUCCAUCUCCCCUUCUUUUUUGAUAUUUUUGAUGGUGCAAAGAGAAAUCCUGCCAGGGACAAAAUCAGCCUGUGGUAUUGGAUGGAUUUGGUGGCAGCUGUUUAGAAGCCCCACCCUGUGGCCAAUGGUAAGGAGACAGGGUAGCACCUGCUUAUCAUUAGGUGGUGAGUUUUACAUUGUGCCAUACUGGGAGGAGGAUGAAGGUGAUUCCUUUCACAUCCAUCUAUGGCCACCUGCUUUAAUAGAAUUUUUCUAUAGAACAUUCUAGAAUUUGGAGCCCAGGUCAAGGAGACAAAGAUGAAUGUUAUUAAAAACAGUAUUCUAAUAGAAUGGUAAGAUUCCAGGCUUUGACUUUUGUUCAGGAAGCACUUUGGAGAAUCCUAUUUUUUUUCCUUUUUUGCACUAAUCUAUAAUUUACCUCUUCACUUUCAGUAAUGCAAUGACUCAAAUUCUUCAUAUACAAUUGGAUUCUACUCGUUGGAGUACUUUUUAGAAGUAGGGCAGAAGGAAGUGGAAUGUAAUCAUUAAGGAAUAUUUAAAUCUCUGUCUCUUAAAACUGCAGAUUUUAUUGAAUUGUCACUUUUUUUUCCCCUGAAUAAUCCCUCUUUAAAAUUUACCUGCGACAAGACUCUACAUUUCUGGGCUUAGAUAUUAAAUGAAGCCAUUCAUAUACUUUCUUGGUUUCAUAUUAGAAACUUUCCACACCCAGCAAAGGGUACAAGUGGCCAAAGUAUGACAGGGGGAGGAACAUGACUAAAUUAAACAGAAAGAGACAGUCCUCAGCAGCCCUUCUGCAGCCCCCUAUCAACAUGGAGAAAACUUCUUUCCUUGUUUCUUAUGUUCUAAAAUCUGGGAAUACUGCAGGUGGCUUACAUGAGACAGGGAGGAGGGUACAGAAGGGUCAAGUUUGUAAGAGCACAAGUCUUUCCCAGCUAACCUAGGCUGGUCAGUGGAAAGCAACGGACAAGGCAAUCGGAAAGCCWCAAGCCUAGGACUCUGUGCCAAAAAUCUGAAUUUUAAAUGAAAAUAUUAAUAUCAAAUAUACAUUCCUUCUACUGAAAAGAAAUUUGAAAGGAUGCAGAAUUUUUAUUAUAGAAAGGUAAUUCAUCAAGAGAUGUGAUGUGUAUUUUUGAGAAUGCCAAGGGUGAAUUUUCAGAAUACUUAAUUUUUGAAAUCUGCAAAAGAAGGUAGAAAUUUAAAAU
Messenger RNA from Urocitellus parryii (Arctic ground squirrel), 4649 nucleotides. It is a transcript of the gene Slc9a2, whose product is annotated as solute carrier family 9 member A2. Gene Ontology annotation, cellular component: plasma membrane. NCBI's taxonomy places the organism in Eukaryota, Metazoa, Chordata, Mammalia, Rodentia, Sciuridae. The record is from RefSeq and is a predicted model, not a curated record. Gene Ontology annotation, biological process: potassium ion transmembrane transport; proton transmembrane transport; sodium ion import across plasma membrane. Gene Ontology annotation, molecular function: potassium:proton antiporter activity; sodium:proton antiporter activity.